This is a messenger RNA of Cornus florida, 2729 nucleotides long. RefSeq names its product protein ALTERED PHOSPHATE STARVATION RESPONSE 1-like. The record is from RefSeq and is a predicted model, not a curated record. NCBI's taxonomy places the organism in Eukaryota, Viridiplantae, Streptophyta, Magnoliopsida, Cornales, Cornaceae. The coding region runs from base 278 to 2425 and encodes 715 amino acids. The transcript is spliced from 4 exons.
GAAGCUUUGCCCAAGACCUACAUUUUUAGCAGGAACCCACUUUAGAUAUCAGAAUCAGUGAUGGGUUGGUUUAGAACUUCUUUAGAUUAGCUACAUUUUCCCCUCAUUUUCUCUAAAAUAUCAAUCAAAACCCUCAUUUUGGCACUACCCCACUUUUUUUGUAUCAGGGGGAAAAAAUGCCCACAUUCCUCCAAAAAAAUACUACCUUUUCAGUCUUCUAUUGAACCUGUCUUUAAAAGGCAGACCUAUUUCUCUAACUUUAGGGAGAGAGAACAGUAUGGGGUGUGUUGCCUCCAAGUUAGAGGAAGAAGAGGAAGUAGUGUCCAUAUGUAGAGAGAGAAAACACCAGCUAAAGUUGGCUGUAGAGAGAAGGUAUGCUCUUGCAGAUGCACACUGUAGGUAUUGUCAAGCGCUCUUUGGUGUAUCAGCUGCUAUAAGGCUAUUUGUUGCUCGCCAUUCUUCACCUUCCUCACCAUUUCUCAUCACCUUCCCACCACCUUGUCAACCAUCUCCGCCCAGAGAAAAUGAGGUAUCCAACCCAUUAUUCCUUCAACAAACAGAAUCUGAGCCAACCCAAGAAGCCAUUGGUUGUGAAUCAUGCGAUUCUUCCACAUCUUCAGACUCCUCCGAGGAACAAAGAGAUGAAAAAUUAGAGAAAAAUGAAGAACAACCUUGUGGGUAUUUUUAUAUGGAAAUGCCUCAACAAGUGCCACUACCACAGAGAGAUAUUGGGUGGGAUUUCUUUAAUCCAUUCGACGGCAUGAGACCGGAGAUAAUAAGCGGCUAUAAUCGCAUUUCUGAGGAGGAUUUGAGGGCGGUAAGGGAAGAGGAAGGAAUUCCAGAUUUGGAAGAGGAAGGGGAUAGAAUGGAGGAAGAAAAUACGGUGGUGGUGGCUGAUGAAAGUGAGAAUGUAGAGGAGAGUGGGGUUGAAGUUGUGAGUGUAGUGGAUGGUGCCAAUGUGAGCCAGGGAGACCAGAAGGGUUUAACAGUCAUUGAUACACCAGUGAGAGGGAGGGAGUUGUUGGAAGCAUUGAGGGAUAUUGAGGACCAUUUCAUUAGGGCUUAUGAUUCCGGCAAAGAUGUGUCCAGAAUGUUGGAGGCUAAUAGGGCUCAUUUGCAAUCUGGUCUGGAGGAAAUAAAAGAGAAUUCUACAAAACUCAUCCAAGCUAUCACAUCGCGGUCCACUUCCUCUCGGUCUUCAUCCUGUAAGAGUCUUGUAGUAUCUAGUUCCAAAAGCUCAGCAACAUGGACAGAGUUUACGAAUGAUCUCUUUGAUGAUUAUGGAGGAAUGGAUUCAGGAAGCCACUCACUGACACUAGGAAGGCUCUAUGCUUGGGAAAAGAAGCUUUAUGAAGAGGUUAAGGCUGGAGAUAGCACUCGGAAAAUUUAUGAGAGGAAGUGCAAUCAACUGAGAAAUCAGGAUGUCAAAGGGGAAGAAGGACUUGCUGUGGACAAAACCAGGGCUGCUGUAAAAGAUUUAUAUAGCAGGAUAAUAGUUGCUAUUCGAAGUGCCGAAUCAAUCUCAAAAAGAAUUGAGAAACUGAGAGACGAAGAGUUGCAGCCCCAGAUUUUUGAACUACUACAAGGCUUGGUAAGAACCUGGAAGAUUAUGAUGGAAUCUCAUGAAAUUCAGAACAAGAUAAUGUUUGAAGUGAAAUGUUAUACCAGUCCCAGUUAUGGAAAAUUUUGCAACAACUCUCACCGGCUCGCCACUCUUCAGCUUGAGGCUGAGAUUCAGAAUUGGAGAACAUGCUUCAUAGAGUACAUUGCAGCACAAAAGGCAUACAUUGAAGCUCUCGAUGGAUGGCUAUCCAAGUUCAUUGUCCCUGAAACUGAAUUCUACUCUAAUGGAAGGAGUAAGGCUCCACCAUGUCAUGUCAAUGGACCCCCAUUACUUAUGAUUUGCCAUGAUUGGUUAUCUUUCAUGGAUAGGCUCCCAGAUAAAGCGGUUGGCUUUUCAAUGAAAAGCUUUGGAAAGGAUGUAAGGGCUUUGGCUGUUCAGCAAGAAAAAGAACAGCAACAGAAGAGAAAAGUAGACAGAUUGGCAAAAGAAUUUGACAGAAAGAUUCUUGCAUUCCAGAAGGCAGAGAACAGGAUUUCGGAGUCCAAGCUUUUGGUCCAGAAUUCAGAGCCAGACAUGGAACAUCGGGCUGAGAACUUGAGCGCGAAGAAGGAUUUAUUGGACAUUUUUAGAAUGAAAGUAGAUUUAGAGAAGGAAAAACACCACAACUGCAUGCAAGAAACUCAAAGGAUCACAUUGAAUGGAUUCCAGACCGGAUUUUGUGGAGUUUUCGAGUCCUUGACCGACUUCUCUAAGGCUUCUCUAAAAAUGUUCAAUGACCUUGUCAGUUACAGUAAUAAUGCUGAUAAAGUUGGGAAACCGGGAUAUAUAGAGGGCUCCCAAAUUGAAGAUGGCACCAGAUGACAUAGGAAACUUGUUAACGCCAUUAGGGUCUUAGGGUUUGAGGAUUUUUCCGUGAUUCUACAUUAGAUUAUGUCAAAGCAGCUCGCUGAGACAAAUUUAUCUGUAUUUUGUAGUUAGAUUUCCAAUCGACUGGCAAGUUGUUUAUUAUAUACAUGUAAUGGUUGACCACAAUUUUGUUGCAAGACCUGUAAAUUUCCUGAAUUCCUACCUUUCUUGGCAAGGGUCCCAAGAGGGGUUGUACACAUGGGGGGAGAUUCAGGUGGGCAAUCCUGUUAGUUAUUUCAGGUGUUGAAUGGAACAGAAU